CAAAUAACACUUGUGUAAUCAACCGCAAAAAUAACUCGUUUCGCGCCUAUAUAAGCCGGAGGCGUAUCCGAACGCCAGCUGUGCACGAUGGCGCGGAUUGGCGUGUUCUUUUUACUCGGCCUCUUGGCCUCGAGCCAAGCCUAUGACUACAAGGACGCGCUGAAGAAGUCACUGCUGUUCUACCAGGCGCAGCGCUCCGGCAAGCUGUCGGGCAUGGACAGCUCCCUCUACUGGAGGGGAGACUCCGCGCUCAACGACAAGGGCCAGAACGGAGAGGACCUCACUGGAGGAUACUACGAUGCGGGCGACCACGUCAAGUUCGGCUUCCCUAUGGCGUUCGCCAUGACGACGCUGGCUUGGGGUAUCCUGGACUGGGGCGACGGCUACACGAGCGCCGGCGUUAUGGACGAGGCACGCAACUGCAUCCGCUGGGGCAUGGACUACCUCAUCAAGGCGCACAUCUCCGACAACGAGCUCUACGUCCAGGUGGGCGACGGCACAGCCGACCACAACUACUGGGGUCGCCCCGAGGACAUGACUAUGGACAGGCCCUCGUACAAGAUCACCACCAGUGCACCAGGUUCUGACGUAGCCGCUGAGACAGCCGCCGCCUUCGCUGCCGCCUCGCUGGUCUUCAAGGGGGUGGACGACAACUACGCCAACACACUGCUGUCGCACGCCAAGGCGCUCUUCAACUUCGCAGACAGCUACCGUGGCGUGUACUCGGACAGCGUUUCCGCCGCCGCUAGUUUCUAUGGCUCCAAUGGAUACGCCGACGAGCUGCCCUGGGGAGCGGUGUGGCUGUACCGCGCCACGGCCUCCGAGAGCUACCUCAACCGUGCCAUCGAGCUCUACAAUGAAGGAGGUCUCCAGUACAGGAGCGGCUACGGCUGGGACGAGAAGUCCAGUGGAGCGACGGUUAUGAUUGCGCGGUUCACGAGUGACCAGACGUACAAGACGACUGUGCAGAGCUAUUGCGACAAUCUGAUGAACAACCAGCAGAGGACACCCAAGGGUCUCAUCUUCCUGGGAGAGUGGGGCUCCCUGAGGAACAUGGCCGGCGCUAUGUUCAUCUGCAUGAUGGCGUCCGACCGUGGAAUCAACCCAUCAGCGUACCGCAGUAUGGUGAAGGAGCAGAUGGGCUACGCCCUGGGAGAUACCGGCUUCAGCUACGUGUGCGGCAUCGACAGCAACUACCCACGCAGCCCGCAUCACCGCUCCAGCUCGUGCCCCGACGCGCCGGCCACGUGCGACUGGAACACGUUCAACGGCGCCCAGGCGAACGCGCACGUGCUGAACGGCGCACUGGUGGGUGGGCCCGGCGCCAACGACGACUACGUCGACACCCGCCAGGACGCCCAGAAGAACGAGGUCGCGCUCGACUACAACGCACCCUUCCAGGGUCUCCUGGCCGCCCUCAUCAAGUACAACCUGUGAGAACCAAGUCUGCUCUUCCUACAAUAAAAGUCUGCUAGCGUACAAA
Messenger RNA from Schistocerca nitens (vagrant locust), 1483 nucleotides. RefSeq names its product endoglucanase E-4-like. The coding region runs from base 88 to 1437 and encodes 449 amino acids. NCBI's taxonomy places the organism in Eukaryota, Metazoa, Arthropoda, Insecta, Orthoptera, Acrididae. Gene Ontology annotation, biological process: carbohydrate metabolic process. The transcript is spliced from 8 exons. Gene Ontology annotation, molecular function: hydrolase activity, hydrolyzing O-glycosyl compounds. The record is from RefSeq and is a predicted model, not a curated record.